UCCAUGUCAAACGGAAGCUGAUCCGGAUAAUUAUAUUGUAAUUAAGCAGUCAUCGAUCCCUGCUUAUCCCCUAUUAUUACGACUCUAUUUACAUUGUCUACGUACCCAACUCUCUCAUCUUCCACUUAUUUCCCCAUACCAUAUAUAUCUGCUUUCGAUCUCUACUUACUAUAUAGCCACAGACAUUUCUUCGUUUCUUCGAUAUUAAUGGAAGGGGGUAAGGAGUCGAGCAGCAGCAGCGAUCCUCCUAAGAUCAACAAGUAUGCGUGCGCUUGUGCUAUUGUUGGUUCUAUUAUAUCCAUUAUUUUUGGAUAUGACACCGGUGUGAUGAGUGGAGCCAUGAUAUUCAUUAAAGAAGACCUCAAAAUCAGUGACACACAGGUGGAAGUCAUAGCCGGGAUUCUCAACUUAUGCGCUUUGGUGGGGUCUCUCUGUGCCGGAAGAACCUCCGAUUACAUUGGCCGUCGUUAUACAAUUGUUCUGGCCUCCAUGCUCUUCUUGGUUGGUUCGGUUCUGAUGGGCUAUGGUCCUAAUUACGCAGUCUUGUUCACCGGAAGGUGUGUCGCGGGCCUUGGUGUAGGCUUCGCGCUCAUGAUUGCUCCCGUGUAUUCGACGGAGAUUUCGUCUCCGUCGACGAGAGGCUUCCUCAGCUCUCUACCUGAGCUCUGCAUCAGUAUCGGCAUUUUGACAGGAUAUGUUUCUAACUAUUUUCUGUCGAAAUUGACGCUCAAAGUUGGUUGGAGAGUGAUGCUUGGGAUUCCAACAGUACCUUCUAUUUGUUUAGCCUUCGGCAUUCUUGCAAUGCCCGAGUCCCCGAGAUGGCUCGUAAUGCAAGGCCGUCUCGGGGAUUCACAGAAAGUCAUGUUGAAAAUAACUAAUACGGAGCAAGAAGCCUUGCUCCGUAUAAAAGACAUGAAAAGAGCGGCCGGGAUUGAUGAGAAUUGCAAAGAUGACAUUGUCAAGUUACCCGAAGACACGAAUGGGGGUGGAAAAGGGGUGUGGAAAGACCUCAUUUUAAGGCCAUCCCCGCCUGUUCGGUGGAUGUUAUUAGCUGCGCUUGGCAUCCAUUUCUUUCAGCACGCAACAGGAAUAGAAGCGGUGGUUCUAUACGGUCCACGAAUAUUCAAGAAAGCCGGCGUGACGAGCAAGAACAAGCUCUUGCUCGUCACUGUCGGAGUGGGAGUCACCAAGACAAUUUUCAUAUUCAUAGCGACUCUCUUACUCGACAAAUUCGGGAGGAGGAAGCUUUUGUUAACGAGCGUGGGGGGUAUGAUUGUGGCACAUUCAGCAUUAGGCGCAGGCCUAACCGUGGUGAGACAAUCCGACGAGAAAGUGACCUGGGCCUUGGUAUUGUGCAUUGCGGCUACAUACAUGUACAUGAUGUUUUACUCCCUCGGCCUUGCGCCUAUAACUUGGGUUUACAGCUCGGAGAUAUUCCCCCUGAAAUUGAGGGCUCAGGGGGCGAGCAUUGGAGUCGCGGUGAAUAGGCUAACCAAUGCAGCGGUUUCCAUGAGCUUUAUAUCCAUCUAUAAGGCCAUCACUAUAGGAGGAACUUUCUUUUUGUUUGCUGGUAUCUCUGUAGUGGCUUGGCUUUUCUUCUUCUUCUGUUUGCCCGAGACGAAAGGGAAAUCUCUCGAAGAAAUGGAGCAGGUUUUUAGCAAGCGCAGCAGCAGGAAAUCUCAGAAUUCAAGCGUCGAAGUGCAACCAGAGUAGUGGUUUUAAGGUCUCUGUGUAGCGUUCUUGAGCUUUUCCUACAUAGCCUAUGUACUGCAUUAUUUAUUACUUGGUGAUGGCAAAUUUGCAAUGUACAUCCUAGCUUUUAGUUCUGUCUCCACUGCUUUGCAGAACAAACAAGUUAUAAGAAGCCUGGUAAAUAGAUCAGUGUUUAGAUUAUGCUUUCUGCUUACUGUGAAGAGUCAAGAUUUCAUCCUACAAAAAACAGCUUGGCCAUGUUUUUGCUUGAAGAGAUUACUUAUUUAUCCUAAUUUUGA
Daucus carota subsp. sativus is the source of this 1991-nucleotide messenger RNA. Its product is annotated as probable polyol transporter 6. Gene Ontology annotation, cellular component: membrane. Bases 208 to 1713 code for a protein of 501 amino acids. The record is from RefSeq and is a predicted model, not a curated record. Gene Ontology annotation, biological process: transmembrane transport. The transcript is spliced from 2 exons. Lineage: Eukaryota; Viridiplantae; Streptophyta; Magnoliopsida; Apiales; Apiaceae. Gene Ontology annotation, molecular function: carbohydrate:proton symporter activity.